Molecule: messenger RNA, 1245 nt
Organism: Malassezia pachydermatis
Lineage: Eukaryota; Fungi; Basidiomycota; Malasseziomycetes; Malasseziales; Malasseziaceae
Product: thyroid receptor-interacting protein 13
Exons: 2
Coding region: 1-1245 (414 amino acids)
Biological process (GO): meiotic recombination checkpoint signaling; reciprocal meiotic recombination
Cellular component (GO): chromosome; nucleus
Molecular function (GO): ATP binding; ATP hydrolysis activity
Source: RefSeq, a predicted model, not a curated record
AUGACGCCCAUCUUGCACGUCGAGGUGCGUCAGCAUGUGGACUCUGUGAUAGAGCCGUGCGCACUGGAAGAGGCUAUGCGUACGUAUCUACAGACCGUGGAAUCCGUGCCAUGUUGCACACCGCUUCGUGGCUGGCAAACGGAUCCAUUCUUGGCCGAGCAUGUGGACCAUGUGUACGUGGACGAAUGUGAUCCACCUUGCUCGAAUGCCUCUGUGCCUCAAGUCCAGAUUGCUCUUCAUGUAUAUCAGCCGUGCCCUAUGGAUAACGUCGACGAAUUCGGCGUGGGCGAUCCCCACGAAGGCACGUCUGACAAUUCUGUGGCAGCGACCUUAUCAGAGCUGCCUAGUCGUGCUUUGGAUGGUGUAUGGCCUAGUUUGAUUUACGGUGACGAUGUAAAAUGGCGUCUAUUGCAUUAUAUCCAUUCUACCAUGCUAUUCUCGGACGCUGAUGUGGACUUUACGAUUAUUAGCUGGAAUCGCGUGGUGCUCUUGCAUGGUCCUCCAGGUACAGGCAAGACGUCCUUAUGCCGUGCCCUGGCUCAGAAGCUUGCCAUCCGCUUGCAUGAGCGAUAUACCCAUGGCAAGCUUGUCGAAAUCAAUUCUCACUCACUUUUUUCGAAGUGGUUUUCCGAGUCGGGCAAAUUGGUCCACCGACUCUUUGAUAUGGUGGCUGAGCUUGUGGAAGACGAGUCGGGCUUUGUCGUGGUCCUGAUUGACGAGAUCGAGAGUCUUUCCAAGGCCCGAAGCUCGGCGGCCGCAGGCGUGGAACCAAGCGACUCCAUUCGGGUCGUCAAUGCGCUGCUCACAGAACUCGACAAACUCAAGCACAAACGCAAUGUCCUCGUGAUGACCACGUCGAAUUUGUCGGACUCGAUCGAUCCUGCGUUCCUGGAUCGCGCUGAUAUUCGGCAAUACAUUGGCCUGCCUGGCGAAGAGGCCGUCUAUGGGAUUCUACGCUCGUGUAUGCUAGAGCUAAUACGUGCUGGCCUAGCGCUGGAAACGCCUCUUCCAUCGUACCGUGAACUGGACAUGGAGGCUGCAGCGAUGACAGAGCAAGGGACAGCGCAGGCACUGCGUGCCCUUGCAGCACACUGCCAUGGCGCAUCUGGACGAUCCCUCCGUCGCUUGCCUGUGCUUGCCCAUGCACGCUACCUUCGCCGUGCAGGCGCAGUGCCAUGCAUAGAAUGGAUUCAGGCAAUGCGGCAUGCAUGGGAUGACAGUGCUACGGAGGCCGUUCUCUCGUAG